AAAGGUAAUAUAAUAACUCGAAAAUCGAUACUUGAUACAUACGGUGCAGAUGUAGUGUGUUAUUGGACAGCAGACUGAAAGCUUGGAGUUUAUACAGUCAACUCUGAAAACAUAUCAAAAUUGGCAAGUGCCUCGUUACAAAACUUUUCAAUGCCAGCAAGUUUAUUUCUAAUUCAUGGAAAGGUAUCCAGCUGAGACAUGGAUCAAUAGAUACUGCCUAAACUAUAUAAAGUUAUAGCAACGAAUAACUUAUUACAAUUUGAAUACUGUGAAGCUUUGGGUGCAGUAGAAGGAUUUUUUUGGAAAGACUUUUGUGACAAUCACUUGGAAUUAGCA
Brugia malayi is the source of this 336-nucleotide messenger RNA. The record is from the annotation of a RefSeq genome assembly. Lineage: Eukaryota; Metazoa; Nematoda; Chromadorea; Rhabditida; Onchocercidae.